Molecule: messenger RNA, 1581 nt
Organism: Mucor mucedo
Lineage: Eukaryota; Fungi; Mucoromycota; Mucoromycetes; Mucorales; Mucoraceae
Product: cytochrome P450
Exons: 6
Coding region: 1-1581 (526 amino acids)
Molecular function (GO): oxidoreductase activity, acting on paired donors, with incorporation or reduction of molecular oxygen; monooxygenase activity; heme binding
Source: RefSeq, a predicted model, not a curated record
AUGGAAGCAAUUAACACCUUAAUUGAAACAAUACCUCCUCGUUUCCUAGAGCGUGGAAAACUUGUACCAGUAGUCAGUAUCACUGCCGCUGCUGCCAUCUUGCUUUCUUCCUACAAGUGGUUCUCAACAACGAGCGGGAAUAAAUCACAAGAAGGUGUCAAGAGUAUUCCUAUUCCUGGUUCUCGUUAUCCUUACUUUGGCCAUAUGUUUUCCUUGGGAACCUCGCCUGGUAAAGUUAUUAAUGCGUGGCAUAAAGAAUUUGGUUCAAUUAUUGAACUCCGUAUGGGGAUCCAAACAUGGAUUAUGAUUGAUGACCCUAGUUUGGCUCACAAAAUAUUUGUUUCCAAUGGAGCUGUGGCUUCAAACAGACCUCAUGCAACAUUUGCAUAUACCUAUUACGGGCUCGAAGGAAAAGGUAUUGCAUUUGGUGCUCAUGCCAAAAACUGGAAAAAUGCCAGAGGAGCAGUAUUGAGUAUCCUUGCGCCUAAAGUCGUUGACAAAAACUACAUUAAACAUAUCCAAUCCGAAGCGGCUGCUUUAGUUGAUCGAUUGAUAGCGUAUUCCAAGAAAGAGAAUGGUGUAGAUCCCACUGUGCAUUUGCAUCUCAAUUCAAUGAAUACGAUUUGUCGUGCCGCUUUUGGUAAACACUAUUCAUUUGAUGAUCCCGAGUUUAAAACCAUGUCACAUGUAACGGAAAGAUCUAUGGCACUGGGCGCCUUGGAGCAAGAUCUGCCCAACUUUUUACCCGUCAUGACCGUCGUAGACUAUUUUACUGGAAAACACACCAUGAUGAAAAACUUUAUCACAAACGAACGUGACCCGCUUUACCGUAAAUUAAUUGCUGAAGCCUUGGAAACACCGGGUCCAAACUUUGUAAAAUCUUUGGACGAAUUCACUUUCAGCGAAGAAGAAAGACUUGUUAUCACUGCCGACUUAGUCAGUGGUGGUACCGAUACUGUUUCUGUUACUCUCUCUUGGGCCUUUGUCAUUAUGUGCCACUAUCCUUUGGCUCAAAGGAAAGCAGCAGAUGAGAUUGACGCAUUUAUCAAGUUGAAUGGUCGUCUUCCAGAGUUUUCAGAGAGAACAAAGCUUCCUUACUGUGUCUCGAUGAUGAAGGAAGGCAUGCGUUUUAGACCUAUAGGCUCCUUUGGUAUACCUCAUAAAAUGGAUGCCGAUGUGUUUGUCGAUGGAUACGUCAUCCCUAAGGGUGCUACGGUUUUUUCUAGUAUGGAAAGUAUGCAUCACAACCCUGACGUAUUCUCUGAACCAUUAAGAUACUAUCCUGAGCGAUUCAUGAACAAUCUCAAAACAAUGGAUGCAUCCGCCAAGGGUAAAAUUGAAGAGCGUGAUCAUUUCAAUUUUGGUUGGGGAAGGCGUAUGUGUCCUGCUAUUUAUAUGGCUGAAGUAGAAUUUUUUACUUCAUUGAUUCAAAUAUUAUCCAAAUGUACGAUUGAACCUGUCCGAGAUACCAGUGGAAAAGAACAGUUACCGGAUAUUGAUCAUCCUGUUAUUUCUGGCUUAGUUCUCUUACCCAUUCCUUACAAGGUCAACUUUGUUGAACGUAUCAACCCUCUUAUGUAA